AGAAACAACAACAGCACACAUGGAAAUUACAAAAAAAAUGUCAGGUUGAGCAGCGCAAGAAGAUAGCGCCCAGAACCUUUUGAAUUAGACAAUUGAUGACGAAAUCGAGGCUAUUGUGUAAAUCAACACACAGCCGAGGAAUUUAGGAUGUGAUCCAUAUGAUUUUAUUUUCAUUCAAUUGCAUUGAAUUUGGAAAACGAAUGUUGAACUCCGUUUGGCCGAAUGAGACAAUGUUCAUAUUGGUCAAUGAUAUUGACAAUAGUAAAUAGGGGAAAAAGAGAGCAAUUAAACAAGCGGCGCUCAUCAAUACGGAUGCAUGAAGAACGAUAAAAAAAGCAGAAAAGUAUCGGCAAAUAUGUGCGUUGAAUCAGAGAUAGAGAGAAAUAGCGCGCGCGAGAAAAAAAGAUAUCAUUCGUACAUACAUUGUUACUUUUUGCGUAAAAUCUGUUCGUGUUUGUGCAUUCGGUUUGAUUUUUUCUUCGUCAGACUCUUAACGUGUAUUAAACGAGCGUAUUUGACUUUGGUGCCCACGGUGCAUUUUAAAGAAUAUACUUUUCAAUCAUUUCGGUCUUUCUUCUUCUUCUUCUUCUUCUUCGUGUUGCUGUUAUGUGCCGUAGGCAUUUUUAGUUUUCUCGCAUCAUAGUCGUCGUCGUGUGUAUGUUUUUGUUAUUUAGUAGUGCAAUUUUGUGUUGUACCUACCUCAUUCUAGUUACCUCAUUAAAACUUGUUUACCAUUAUUGAUCCACAUUUGAGUUGGACGUACGUACCGAUGGUUGUGUGUUUGUAGUGUGUGAUCGGUGUGUUUUUGGUGCUGAUGUGUUACAGUGGUGGCGGCAGCGGCCGCCGUUGCCGCCACCACCACCACCAUCAUCACGCUGCUGCUAAUGUUGCUAAAUGCAUAAUUUGCGUGCAGUACACACGCAAUAUCUUGCUCGCAACAUCAUUUUGUUAUGCGGCAUUUGCAUUUGGCAAAUUGCAAAUUUGCUUCUUUUCUUAUAAUUAGUUGGUAUCUUUGCUGUUUGCAAAGUGCCGCUAUUUUCCCUUUGAAAGAUCAUUACGCUCUUGCACAAUUUCUUUUGCUUGAAUGCACAUCAGCCACAUUGUACAUCGCAGUGCUGUCUAUCUCAGCUGCAAAAAAAUUGCUCGAGAGUGAGGUGUCGGUUUUAAAUUGACGGUUCACACUGAACAAAAUCCGCUUCCACACACACACAGUUGCAUCCGGAUGAAGUGACUGAAGAGAAUAUUUUGUACGAGUUUAAAUUGAAUUUAUGCGGCGCAGAUUUAUCAUUAUUAUAUAAAAAUGGAUCACACAAAUCAAAUUGAAUCUGCAUCUGAAUUUAUUCCAAAUCGACUGUAUUUGGUUGUAUUUAAAACGGAAUUGAUUCCAUUGAACACGAGUGCAAUUCAUUAUUUUUCUAUUGAUGAUGAGCUGGUGUAUGAGAGUUUUUUCAACGAUUUUGGACCUCUGAAUUUGUGUAUGCUGUAUCGUUAUUGUCAGAAAUUGAAUCGAAAAUUGGCGACCAAUUUACACUCGAAAAAGAAAAUUGUCCACUACACAACGAUCGAUCUGCAGAAGCAUUUGAAUUCGGCAUUUUUAAUCGGAGCUUAUUCGAUAAUCAAUUUGAAUCGAACACCCGAAGAAGCGUACGAAACAUUGAAUAAUGGGCCACCAUAUAUCCAGUUUUGCGAUGCAUCAUGCGGCUCGUCCAACUACACUAUUAGCCUAAUGGAUUGCUUGCAAGCGAUUUACAAGGCUCGUAAUGCUGGUUUCUUUGAUUUUAAUGACUUUGACGCCGAAGAAUAUGAGUAUUAUGAGCGAGUCGAAUAUGGUGACCUGAAUUGGAUUGUGCCGAAUAAGUUUGUUGCAUUUUGUGGUCCGCACAAUCGUUCCAAAAUCGAUAAUGGAUACCCAUGCCAUGCACCGGAAACAUACUUUAAUUAUUUUCGACAGAAUAAUGUCAGCACAAUUAUUCGGCUCAAUUUGAAAUUGUACAAUGCGUCACGGUUUUCCAAUGCCGGUUUUGAUCAUAAAGAGCUUUUCUUCACGGACGGCAGCAAACCGACCGAUUUAAUUCUGAAGAAUUUCCUACAAAUCUGCGAAGAAGCCAAAGGUGCUAUUGCCGUUCAUUGCAAAGCUGGCCUCGGACGAACUGGCAGCUUAAUUGGUGCCUACAUUAUGAAACAUUAUCGUUUCACUGCACUCGAAACCAUUGCUUGGUUGCGACUGUGCCGACCCGGCAGUGUGAUCGGACACCAACAACAGUGGCUAGAGGACAAGCAGAAUCAAUUGUGGGCAGAAGGUGUCGAAUUCUAUAAGGGGAAACCAUUUGGUAAAGCUGAACCGCACAUAUACGGCAUUUACAGUAUUAAACAGCGUGAACUAAAGUCGACGAAUGGCAACGGUCUUCAGAUCAACACCACUACUACCAUCACCACCAAAGAAAAUGCAAACGGACAAACGACAAAGCUGAGAGAUCGAGUGCAGAAUAUCUCCCAAAAAGUGGACACCAUGAAACUAAACGAUUCGAAUGGGACAACCAAAGUGACGGCUAUUUUGACUCGCGAUUUUCCACAUCGUGACGAGAAUAAAAAUACGACAACAAUGAUGGCAACGACAACGGUGAGCGGUGUUGGUGUGUCGACGAGACGAAAAGUAGCUACUACCGCAGCGGAUAUCGAUAACAAUAACGAUAAUUUUGAUAAGACUGCCGCGAAUCCGACCCAAGGUGAUACAUUGAAUAAAAUAAAAGCCAUGCGUCGACGACACACACGAUUGUCAACCAACAUCUCACCCGUUGCCGGAUUGAAAAAUGAAACAUCGACUGCAACAUCGGUGCAUCAGUCACAUCACGUGCGAGCACGGUCUCAACCAUUUCGUUCGCGUUCCAAUCUGGCUGCGACCACAUCAAACACGAAUGCCGUUACAUCACCGUCGUCAACACUCAGACCAGUCACUCUAACCAUGCAAAAUCGGAGCAGACUCGGCGAGGCACAAAUUGGCAGUGGUUCGAUGUCAACGAAAGCAGUUACCAACUCGCGUAAUUAUCGAAUUAAAGAGCAGCAGCAACAACAACAUUCAUCGAGUUGGGAGCCACAAUUCGCCGAUGUGAUUGAGAUGAGAAAAUCGGGUACAAUACAAAAUAACAACAACAACGAUCACACAUAUCCAACGGGCGAUACACUGAACUGUACCGGUUGUGGUUCGUCAAAGUGCAAUAAAGAUGACAUAAAUCGAUCUCGAUCAAUUUCGAUACAACGAAGUGUCAACAUACCGUGUGCUUCCGUACUGACACAUUCGCACUGCUUUGAUGAUCAUCCGGUGGCGAAAAGCCAACGUAGCCAUUUGCAUCGAAGCCGCUCGAAAACCGUUGCGACCAAUUUGUGUGAUAAUCUCUCGACCAUGUCCACGGUCGAUCCGUUACGAAUUUCCAAGCGAAAAACCAGUCAAGUUCGAUUGUGUUCACAUGCAAAUGUGUCGCCAUCACUUGAAACGGCCAAUCGUCGGGGUCCAUUCACCGAUGCCGAUGUGCUCAAUGGCAAUGUGUUGGACACAAGCGCGGCUUGCACCGAAAGAACAACCGUUACCACAAUAAUACCACGCAUCAUUUGCCGGAAUCGAAGUCGUACAUCGACAAAGUGCGCUCUAUCCCCAAUACCAUGCAGCAAAGCAAUCAGCGGUUGUAGCACCAUGGCCAGUACAUCAAUGAAACGUGGCAAACGAACACUAAGCAGCACCCAAAUUGAACGUGAAAAAUCCGAUGAGAAAAAUAUUAAACUAAAAAAACAUGCGGUGCUACGGUCACUGUCACCAAUACUGGUUGCGUCCAGUGCACGUAAUUCCAUUAAAAAAAUCAUCUCCACAUCAAAUACUAAAUGAUUUUAGUCAUAAGCCAGUCUCAUCUAAUAUGUAUUGAGAAAAUCCAUAUCGAACCUAUUUAACUACGUCGUCUUAUCGUAAAUCCCCUAACUUUUUCAACUUCAUUUUUCCAUGUUCGUCUUUUAGCGGUACACACACAAACACACACGAGAUAGACAACAUUUCAUCGCAUUUUCUUUUCUCUCCUUUCUCAAUCACAAAUUAUUCUCAAUUGAAAUGGGAAAUAAAAUACACAAUCUUAACAUUAGUGUCUAAGUCUGUCUAGCUUUAAUGUUUGAAUUACACUCACUCGCACAUAGAAAAUGGAAAUCGCGAGUGAUUUUGUUUUUUGUUUUUUGCAAAAUGUGUGCAAACUGAAAACCAAACUAUUGGCAUACGUGUACUUGAAAACGGUUUCUCGUAGUGCAACGCCAAACAAAUUGGUCUCUAUCUCUUAUCAUCAACUCUCUAAUUCAUACAUUCAUUCAUUUAAUCAGUUGCAUCUUUGGUUUUUAGUUGUUCUUUAUUAUUUUCAUAGCCAAUUUUGUGCUGGAAAUGAGUUGAUUUUGUGAUUGUUUUUAUUUUAUCUUUUUUCGUUCAAAUGGAUGUGCAAUUGAAAAAUAAGGUUGAUGCAAUUCGAAAUGUGCCGGACACGAAUUUUUACAGAAAACUUGUUCCUGUUUGUCUGAGAGUAUGUAGGGAAUACAGGCCUAAAUGGCCUAGCUCCAUUUAAAAAUGGUAUCGUUCAUUUAUUUAUGGUACACUGCAAACCCAUAACCAGGUCUAGCCAAAAAAUAUUGAGAAAAAUUACACAUACAAUUAGCAAAAACGAGAAUAUACAUUGUAUAUUUAUAUAUAGCAUAUACAGAUAACAUUCUUGCCAAUGAUAGGGAACGAGAUAUGUCGAGGCAGUUGAAGAAAAAAAAAACGGAACAAAAGAUGUGCAUAUUUAGCUUAAGAUGAAAUAGGAAAAAAAAUAUGGAAACUGUGUUGUGUAUGGAUUCACAAUACAAAAAUACAUACAAAUUCUAUAUAUAGUCCCUUUUGAAAGUGUCUCAGUGUCUCACACUAUAUCGAUUUUUUUUUUAUUAUUAUUUGUUUAUUUAUUUUUAUUUUGUUCGUAAUGUGUGCUCUCAUCCUAUUUAUUUAUCGUUUUUUUUUCUCUCGAAUGAGGAAACCAAAAACUCUUGCAAUACUAUUCAAUACAAUUUUAGAUGCAAUCUUUGUUUUUUUUUUGUUUUUUUUUUCUUUAAAUUAAUUUUAUAGUUUUCUUCUCGUCAUACAAAUUCAUCGAAUAUCAAUCAAUUCAAUUGAUUUUAUUUGAGAUUUGAAGAAUUGUUGUAAAAAAAUAAGGCUAAAUAUUCGUGAAGAA
Sitodiplosis mosellana (orange wheat blossom midge) is the source of this 5228-nucleotide messenger RNA. RefSeq names its product tyrosine-protein phosphatase cdc-14 (gene cdc14). Gene Ontology annotation, cellular component: mitotic spindle; centrosome; spindle pole. The record is from RefSeq and is a predicted model, not a curated record. Gene Ontology annotation, molecular function: protein tyrosine/serine/threonine phosphatase activity; protein serine/threonine phosphatase activity. Bases 1301 to 3877 code for a protein of 858 amino acids. NCBI's taxonomy places the organism in Eukaryota, Metazoa, Arthropoda, Insecta, Diptera, Cecidomyiidae. Gene Ontology annotation, biological process: regulation of exit from mitosis; cilium assembly; positive regulation of cytokinesis. The transcript is spliced from 9 exons.